AGCCCUGGUUUGGCUUCGACAACAAAAACAAAAGAAGCACAUGUGCCGUGUGGCAACUAAAUAAAGAAAGACUGACCUUCAUCAUGUUCGAGGCUAAGGCUCUCAAUAAGUUCAAACCCACCCCGAUCGUUAAGCUCCCGCCCAAAUCUUCUCAGGAAACCUCACAAGAUAGCGUCUAUUGGAAAGGACUUCAGUUUCCGAUCUCGGUUCAGGAAUCGGGUCCGGUCAAGUGCUUGGAUAUCUGCCCCACUUCGCCUCAUUACAUCGCUGUCACAGGAUCAGCAAGAGUUCAAGUGUACAAUCCGGAGAGCAACAGUGUCUACAAGACUUUCACCAAAUUCAAGGAAGGCUCUUUUGGCGCCCGCUUCCGCUCCGAUGGCCAAUUGCUCGCGGCUGGAACCGAAGAUGGACCCGUCAAGAUGUUCGAUCUGGCCACCAAAACCCAGCUGAGGGCCUUCAAAGGCCACGGCCAAAGCGUUCAACGGGUGGACUUUCUAUCCGAUCUGAAACACGUGGUCUCGUUCUCGGAUGAUCAGACAGUACGAAUCUGGGAUAUCGCCACUGAAGAGGAAGUCACCAAGUUCGAGGGUCACAAGGAUUACGUAAGAGCGGGUUGUGCCUCCUCAAUCUCUCCGGAUAUCGUGAUAUCUGGCUCCUAUGACCAUACGGUCAAGUUGUGGGACAAGCGUCGAUCCUCAGACCAAUUCUGUUCCAUGACCUUCGACCAUGGAUCCCCCGUGGAAUCCGUUCUCCUCAUGCCCAAUGACGCUCUCCUCAUAUCGGCGGGUGGUCAUGAAAUCAAGAUCUGGGACAUAUUGGCCGGUUCCAAGCGACCUUUAAAGGUCUUGACUCCGCACAACAAGACCAUCACUUGUUUAGGUUUCUCCAACUCGAAAACACGAUUGGUUUCCGGUUCAUUGGAUGCGCAAGUUCGCUUCCAUGAUCUCACCGAUUUCAAGAUGGUCCAUGCCCUCAAGUUCCCCUCGCCAAUCCUCACCAUGGGCGUGGCACCUGAUGAUAGCUUUGUGGCCGCGGGAAUGACCGAUGGGUUGGUCCAAUUUCUCCAUCGGAAAGUGGAAUCCGAGGCCAACGAAUUGGAACAAAGGAAACUAUUGACCAAGAAAUCGGCUCAAUAUUACUUGAGAUUCACAGAGUUCACGCCCAAACCUGGGGAUAUCGUUGUCGAACCGUCUCAACGUGAGCAUGAAUGCAAGCACGACUAUUUCUUACGAAAGUUUGAGCAUGCCAAGGCCUUGGAUUGCGUCCUCAAGCCAUUUGUACUAACAAAGAAGCCUCAAUACGCCUACAGUGUCCUGGAGGAGUUGAAAAGACGCCAACGACUUAAAGCCGCCCUAGGGGGUCGCAAUGAAAAGUCCUUGACUCCUGUAUUACGGUAUCUUACGCGGUACAUCAACGACUACAGAUUCUCUGCUCUCCUGUGUGAAGUCUCUAGCCUUCUGUUAGAUUUAUACAUGGAUGAAUUGGGCAAGAGCCCAAAUAUUGACCGUUUGUUCGUAGAACUACGAAAACGAGUGGAUCGAGAGGUGAUCAAUAUCCAACAAUUACUCGGCCUUCAUGGGGCCCUGGAUAUGGUGAUGAAGGCCAGUUUAGCCUCAGAAAAGCCCGUCUUAAGAAUGGAGGAGUCCGCUUUCCGCCACGCCCACUUGACUCAAUCCAAGGAAGGUCAACAACAAUCGGCCACGCCACAAACGCUUUCCAAUUAUCCGAAUUUGACGUGGAACAAAGUGCUAUUGCAAUAAACAAAUAUCAAUUCCA
Molecule: messenger RNA, 1776 nt
Organism: Tigriopus californicus
Lineage: Eukaryota; Metazoa; Arthropoda; Copepoda; Harpacticoida; Harpacticidae
Product: U3 small nucleolar RNA-associated protein 15 homolog
Exons: 9
Coding region: 84-1760 (558 amino acids)
Biological process (GO): positive regulation of transcription by RNA polymerase I; rRNA processing
Cellular component (GO): nucleolus
Molecular function (GO): protein binding
Source: RefSeq, a predicted model, not a curated record